This is a messenger RNA of Sabethes cyaneus, 1838 nucleotides long. It is a transcript of the gene GluRS-m, whose product is annotated as probable glutamate--tRNA ligase, mitochondrial. NCBI's taxonomy places the organism in Eukaryota, Metazoa, Arthropoda, Insecta, Diptera, Culicidae. Gene Ontology annotation, molecular function: zinc ion binding; tRNA binding; glutamate-tRNA ligase activity. The record is from RefSeq and is a predicted model, not a curated record. Gene Ontology annotation, biological process: glutamyl-tRNA aminoacylation. The coding region runs from base 25 to 1596 and encodes 523 amino acids. The transcript is spliced from 3 exons.
UUUUACGAAAUUUCAUUUAAUAUCAUGUAUAUAAUUCAAAAUACAUUACUGAGAAAUUCGAUAUCCGUAAGAUCGGUUCUGCAGUCCAGCUUUUUUCGUAGUUUAUGCAGCAAUGUUCCAGAAUCGAGCGAUAAUGUGCGAGUACGUUUCGCACCCAGCCCAACCGGUUUUAUGCAUUUGGGAGGGCUGCGGACCGCUCUGUUCAACUAUCUUUUUGCAAAAUCACAUAGAGGAAAAUUUAUCCUUCGGAUAGAAGACACAGAUCAAGAACGAUUAGUCGACGGAGCAACCGAAAAAAUUUACCAAGAUUUGAAAUGGGCAGGUUUAAUACCGGAUGAAAGUCCAUGGAACGAAGGGUCAUACGGACCUUAUGUACAAAGUUUAAGAUAUGACAUAUACAAACAAGAGGUCAAAAAACUAAUGGAAGAUGGUCGAGCUUACUACUGUUUUUGUUCGGAACGGAGAUUAGAUUUGCUAAGAAAGGAUGCCAUCCGACUGCGACAAGUACCAAAAUAUGACAAUAAAUGCAGACAUCUGACGCCGGGUCAAAUAGCCGAGCGACUAGCUAAAAACGAUAAAUUUUGCAUACGAUUCAAGCUGGAUUCAAAAGCGGACGAAUUCCAGGAUUUGAUAUAUGGCAAGAUAGUCUACUUUUUAGCGCAAAACGAAGGAGAUCCAGUGAUUAUCAAAUCGGACGGUUUUCCGACCUACCAUUUCGCCAAUGUAGUUGAUGAUCAUUAUAUGAAGAUAACACACGUUUUACGCGGUGUCGAAUGGCAAAUAUCGACUCCCAAACAUAUCCAAAUGUUCCAGGCUUUCGGAUGGAGACCACCACAAUAUGCUCAUUUACCGUUGGUGAUGAAUUCUAACGGAUCUAAGCUAAGUAAACGUCAAGGAGAUGUACAGCUAGAUCACUACAGAAACAUUGGAAUAUUCCCUCAAGCUUUGUUGAAUUUUAUUACACAAAGUGGAGGCGGAUUCGAUCGAGAUUUAAUAAAUAUUGACGGCCCGCAGUUAAAGGAUCUCGUUGAAAAUUUCGAUAUUAAAAAAAUCAAUGCACACUCUAGUCGGCUCAACCCAGAUUUGCUUUGGCAGUGCAAUCGGGAGGAAAUAGCCUACCAACUGCAGCACUCGCCGGAACAAGCGGAUGCCCUGGUGAAGCAAGUGAUCGGGAUGCUACGAAGCGAGCACAAAGACCACCUCAAAAACUUAGAUUUAGAUGAAAAGCAUGUUCGAGAAGUGUUGCAAUGGGCCAUCACAAGGAUCGGUUCUCUGCAGGAUUUAGUCAAGGGAAAACUUUCCUUUUUGUGGGUGCUACCUCAGCGAACAAAAGACACAACAAUAGAUGGCGAUGUUCUCGAAGUGCUGGCCAAAAACUUUGCAAGCGAAACGGAAAUUCCGUUUACCAAAGCCGAUAUCAGCAACUUUCUUAAGGCAUUUGCCGAACGUAAUAGCAUUGCGUUCGAUCAGUUCAUGAAAUCCCUGCGUGGAAGUCUUAGCGGACUGCGGGAUGGUCCCGGUGUGGCUGAGAUGAUGGAAAUUCUCGGACGCGACAAAACCAUAGAACGAAUUCGUUUGGCUGCGAAAAGAAGAUAGGCUUCCUUUGUUCAGGGUUGGAAAUGGAACCUUUAUUAUCAGAUUGAACGUGUUUGGAUAAAUAUUGCAUUUUAUCGAUUAGCAUACUAGGAGACUACUUGUAUGAUUAGUUGUAAUAGAGGUAAAUUCAAUCUGUUCCUACGACAGGUUUUUGUAUUCGAUCGAUUUUGCUCUUGUUGAGAAAGUUACCUUAUUGAUAACAAACAGUUAAAUGGGUUGAUUAAUCGCUAAUAAAACCUUAC